CCGCCACUGUCGCCGUGCCCUUGGUGGGCAAACUCGGCCUCAUUAGCCCGGCCUACUUCUUCCUCUGGCCCGAAGCCUUCCUCUAUCGCUUCCAGAUUUGGAGGCCAAUCACUGCCACCUUUUAUUUCCCUGUGGGUCCAGGAACUGGAUUUCUUUAUUUGGUCAAUUUAUAUUUCUUAUAUCAGUAUUCUACACGACUUGAAACAGGAGCUUUUGAUGGGAGGCCAGCAGACUAUUUAUUCAUGCUCCUUUUUAACUGGAUUUGCAUCGUGAUUACUGGCUUAGCAAUGGAUAUGCAGUUGCUGAUGAUUCCCCUGAUCAUGUCAGUUCUUUAUGUCUGGGCCCAGCUGAACAGAGACAUGAUUGUAUCAUUUUGGUUUGGAACACGAUUUAAGGCUUGCUAUUUACCCUGGGUUAUCCUUGGAUUCAACUAUAUCAUUGGAGGCUCGGUAAUCAAUGAGCUAAUUGGAAAUCUUGUUGGACAUCUUUAUUUCUUCCUAAUGUUCAGAUACCCAAUGGAUUUAGGAGGAAGAAAUUUUCUGUCUACACCUCAGUUUUUGUACCGCUGGCUGCCCAGCAGGAGAGGAGGGGUGUCAGGAUUUGGCGUGCCCCCUGCUAGCAUGAGGAGAGCUGCUGAUCAGAAUGGUGGUGGCGGGAGACACAACUGGGGUCAGGGCUUUCGACUUGGAGACCAGUGAAGUCAAGGCCUCUGGCUGCCCACCAGCCCUCUGCUCAGAUGACCUUCCCUCCCAGUGCUGGGUGCGCUGAACAGCCGAAUUCCUGCUACGCCAUUGGACCUGACCCACACUGAAUGUAGUCUUUGAGUACGAGACAACAUUUUUUAAAUCUCGAAGAAAAAUAUAAGUGUUCCUCAAGUUUCAUGGUUCUCAUUCAAGUCCUUACUGCUAUGAAGAACAAAUAUCAACUGUGCAAAUUUCAAAGCUGACUAUAUUUUUUUGGUGUUUUCUCUUCUUCCCUUUCCGUCGGAAUAAUGAGUUUUAGUAGGUCCUGGUCUGCUGGCACUGAGCCAGGCAGCUGGGGUUGGCAACCAAAUCCUUGUCAGCAGGACUCUUAUCUUUUCUUGCACAAAGGCCUCCCUCCCACUUUUCCCAGUUCCCAAACUUGCAGCUAGAGGAGGUUGCCCAUGAAAUGGUUUUGCCUUGGACAAGCCCUCUUAUUUAUUGAUUUUUGCCAAGGCUUGGUCACAAAGAACUUAUUCAUAGUUUCCCUCCUUUGGUGGCAGAACUAUAACAAUAGGGGAGAAGACUAAAGCAGUGGAUGAAGAGCUUCCUCAGCUUUUGGAAUUGCUUCGAACUGAUAUCAGUUGCAACCAUUUGCCACCUCUUCAGAUGUUUUUAUAAAAGUCACCUCUGAGUCAGUGAGGGCCAUAGAUUUAUAUUAAUGAGGUUAUAAGGGUUGUCGCUAGGCAUUUUUUCCCUAAGUGGUCAAAACUAUAGUGGAGUUGCAUCUAACACAGGGGUUAGGUUUAGACUGUGGUGAACUUAAUCCCUUUGUGUUUUGUAAGUAGGGUGUCUGACUUGUGUACCUAGUGUGUUGGGUUG
Tupaia belangeri chinensis (Chinese tree shrew) is the source of this 1562-nucleotide messenger RNA. It is a transcript of the gene DERL1, whose product is annotated as derlin 1. The record is from RefSeq and is a predicted model, not a curated record. Lineage: Eukaryota; Metazoa; Chordata; Mammalia; Scandentia; Tupaiidae.